UCUAGUGGCGACAACACGGAGUAGUCAAUUGUUGCAUUGGAGUUCGUUUUCGCCGCUGGCCGUUUUACCGUGUAGUAAAAAAAAAAACAAAAUGCUGUCUGCUGUGAUGUCAAAUGUAAAGCUUGCGUCAUCCCGAGACAAAAUACGCCCCAAUUGAGCGACAGCGUCAAAUGUUAGCCGGUCAGUUGACAGACUGACGCCGUGGAACAAGCAGUCAAGAUGGACACCGCAGAGGAAGCAGAUAUUUGUCGAGUGUGUCGGUCAGAGGGAACCCAUGACAAACCACUCUAUCAUCCCUGUGUCUGCACUGGCAGCAUCAAGUUUAUCCAUCAGGAAUGCUUGCUGCAGUGGCUUAAACACAGCAGGAAAGAAUACUGUGAAUUAUGCAAACACAGGUUUGCAUUUACACCAAUAUACUCUCCAGACAUGCCUUCUCAUCUGCCUGUCCAAGACAUAUUUUCAGGGCUGGUCACCAGUGUUGGAACAGCCAUCAGAUACUGGUUUCACUACACACUGGUGGCCUUCGCCUGGCUUGGUGUGGUGCCUCUCACAGCAUGUCGUAUCUACAAAUGUUUAUUUACUGGCUCUGUGAGCUCUCUUCUUACCCUUCCACUAGAUAUGCUCUCAACACAAAACCUGCUUGCAGAUUGCCUGCAGGGCUGUUUUGUGGUCACUUGCACACUAUGCGCCUUUAUUAGCCUGGUGUGGCUUCGAGAGCAGAUCGUCCAUGGUGGUGCCCCUCAGUGGUUGGACCAGAAUCCACCACCUUUGGUUCCCAACCACCCAAAUGACCCAGUACCAGCCAAUGAGCAUCCUGACGGUAUUGCUGCUGCUGUCAACAUUCAGGCGGGCAUGAACGCUGCCGCGGACCAGAACCCUGCUGGUCCACAUGAGCCAGUACCUCCUAACCCACAUGAGGAUGUGGCUGCACUUGAUGAUGAUGAUGAUGAUGAUGAUGGUGAAGAUGAAGAUGUGGAGGAAGAUGAGGAUGACGAGGAAGUCAGAUUGGGGGAUGCUGCCAACGCUAUUAAUGGAGGUCAAGCAGACCUAAACUGGAAUGCUCUGGAGUGGGACCGUGCUGCAGAGGAGCUGACAUGGGAAAGGAUGCUUGGCCUGGAUGGCUCCCUUGUAUUCUUGGAACAUGUCUUCUGGGUCGUGUCAAUCAACACACUCUUCAUCCUGGUCUUUGCUUUUUGCCCUUAUCACAUUGGCCAUUUAUCAAUGGUAGGACUUGGUUUCGAGGAACAGAUUGAAGCUUCACACUUUGAAGGUCUCAUCACCACCGUAGUGGGUUACAUCAUCCUGGCCGUAGCUCUCAUCAUCUGCCAUGCGUUGGCUUCGUUAGUGAAAUUCCAGCGCUCCAAACGUCUUCUGGGUGUCUGCUACAUUGUUGUCAAGGUGUCUUUGCUGGUUGUCAUGGAGAUAGGCGUAUUUCCGUUGAUUUGUGGCUGGUGGCUGGACCUUUGUUCGCUGGAGAUGUUUGACGCAACCUUCAAAGAUAGGGAGCAGAGUUUCGACUCAUCCCCGGGUACCACCAUCUUCCUCCACUGGCUGGUUGGCAUGGUCUACGUCUUCUACUUUGCCUCUUUCAUCCUGUUGCUCAGGGAAGUUCUCCGACCUGGUGUGCUGUGGUUCUUGAGGAACCUGAACGAUCCAGACUUUAACCCAGUUCAAGAAAUGAUCCACCUUCCUAUUUACAGGCACCUCAGAAGGUUUUUACUGUCUGUGGUGGUGUUUGGUUCCAUUGUUCUCCUGAUGCUUUGGCUUCCUAUUAGGAUCAUUAAACAUUUAUUUCCCACCUUCCUACCCUACAAUGUCAUGCUUUACAGUGAUGCUCCUGUCAGUGAGCUGUCAUUGGAGCUGCUUUUGCUUCAGGUUGUCCUUCCGGCAUUGUUGGAGCAGGGUCACACUCGCCAGUGGCUCAAAGGACUCGUCCACGCCUGGACUUAUACUGUUAGCUACGUGCUGGACCUGCACUCCUAUUUGCUGGGAGAUCUGGAAGAUAAUGACAAUCAACCUAACAUCCCUCCUGGUCACCAUGACAACAACCAGAUCCCUGACCUCGGUGAGGGGCUUCAUGCAGCCCAUCAGGCCAUCUUGCAGCAGGGUGGCCCAGUGGGUUUCCGGCCAUACCAUCAGCCCCUCAACUUCCCCGUUAAGAUAAUUCUGCUGGUUAUUUUAAUGUGUGUCACGCUGCUGCUGGCAAGUCUGUUCUGCCUCACACUACCUGUGUGCGUGGGUCGCUGGCUAAUGUCGUUCUGGAUGGGGAGCGCCAUGGUUCACGAGCUGUACACAGCAGCCAGUGGCCUCUAUGUUUGCUGGCUGUCCAUUCGAGGUGCUACCGUGUUGCUAUCCUGGAUGCCGCAGGGAUGGACCGCCAUCAUGCUUAAAGCCCAUGAGUGGACCCUCAUGAUUGUGAAGACUGUGGUAGUUGCAACACUCCUAGCCGGAGUGAUUCCUCUGCUUUUGGGUCUCCUGUUUGAGCAGGUCAUUGUGGCUCCUCUCAGAGUCCCAUUAGACCAGACCCCGCUCUUCUACCCCUGUCAGGACUGGGCCCUGGGUGUCCUCCAUUCUAAAAUCAUUGCUGCUGUCACACUGAUGGGCCCUCAGUGGUGGCUCAAGACUGUAAUUGAGCAGGUGUAUGCUAACGGUAUCAGAAACAUUGACCUUCACUUCAUUGUGAGGAAACUAGCUGCCCCAGUUGUCUGCAUCCUGCUGCUGGCUCUAUGUGUCCCCUACACAAUCUCAAAAGGCAUAACACCUCUGCUGGAUGUGCAGUCGGAGAUGCAGACACUUGCAGAGAGGAGGAUCUAUCCAUUCCUACUCAUGGUGGUUUCAUUGUUGGCAAUUCUGUCCUUCCAAAUACGCCAGUUCAAACAUCUGUACGAGCACAUCAAGAAUGACAAGUACCUGGUUGGACAGCGACUGGUCAACUAUGAACGCAAGGCAGGAACGAAUUUAUCCACCACUUACAGCACCUCUUCAUAGACCUGACUCUUGUGUUGGAUCAGUAGCUCACUCUCCGGUACCGAGAGCUAACAGUAACACCAGCUACUGUGGUAAAACUCCCUCUGCUCGACUGCCUGAUGCAACCUUUAAAAACGCUUUUGUCAAAGUAAGGUGAGGUUUAGGUCUGUGUUGUUGGUACCCAGGCUGCAAAAACUUGUCAGAAUCAAUGAUGAGUGCCAAACUUAAUAGUCCAUUGUUCGCAGUCGAGUAGUUUCUUUUUUUUAUUUACUGCAUGUACUGAGAGUCAACAAUCUUUCUGUUGAUAGAUGGCCUCUCCCAAUCCCCUUACAGUUGUGAUUUGUACUUUGUUACCCUCAAAUUGUGCUUUCUUUUUCUCUUAACUAGUCCAACUCUAUGCCUCUGACAUUGCAACUAUGCUGAGCAGAGAGAGAGGGACAGAUUUUUCUGUUCAUCCUUCCUAGUAGUCAGCUUGUGAUUUAUCCAGAGGGAACUAUAUUGUGGAACUAAUGAUUUUACAUUUGUUUUUUAUCAUUUUUACCCCAGUUGAAGAUUGAAUUUCAGUGACAAAAGGAAAAUAUGGACAGACUGGAACAUGUUUUAAAGGGCAGCACACAGAAUGUUAACAUUAUAUUGACAAGUACAACUUGACACUGGUUAUUUUUAUUCUUCACUGGUUAUUUUUAGUCUUUAAAAAAUAUGCUGCUAUGAAGUGUAUACAGUACUGACUGCAUAUAUGCUUGUAACAUGGAUUUUGUUUUUCAGUUGAAAAUGUGCAAAAACACUGAAUAGUACAGAAAAUAAAAAUAAUUUUUUGUUA
Messenger RNA from Phycodurus eques (leafy seadragon), 3787 nucleotides. Its product is annotated as E3 ubiquitin-protein ligase MARCHF6-like. Gene Ontology annotation, cellular component: endoplasmic reticulum membrane. Gene Ontology annotation, molecular function: zinc ion binding. The coding region runs from base 220 to 2988 and encodes 922 amino acids. Lineage: Eukaryota; Metazoa; Chordata; Actinopteri; Syngnathiformes; Syngnathidae. The record is from RefSeq and is a predicted model, not a curated record. The transcript is spliced from 26 exons.